This is a messenger RNA of Dermacentor silvarum, 1712 nucleotides long. Its product is annotated as proton-coupled folate transporter. Gene Ontology annotation, molecular function: transmembrane transporter activity. The record is from RefSeq and is a predicted model, not a curated record. Gene Ontology annotation, cellular component: membrane. Gene Ontology annotation, biological process: transmembrane transport. Lineage: Eukaryota; Metazoa; Arthropoda; Arachnida; Ixodida; Ixodidae. The transcript has 7 exons. The coding region runs from base 99 to 1712 and encodes 537 amino acids.
CGCUCAAUCGGCGUGCUGCUGGCCGCAGAGGAGGUCGGUGACCGGUGAUCGGAGGCGCACGGGCCCGGCGGCGUAGCGCCGUCAUCGUGGGCCCACCGAUGCCGUUGAAAGCAGCGACCCGCUCGACGGCCAGCACGACACAAGACGAAGGCGAGGCCUCAUGCAGCAGCGCUGCACCCGUGCUGCCAUACCACAUCCUAAGCGAUGACCGCAACAGGUGCGGCGACGACGCCAUUGCUGCCUCGGCACCGGGCGCUACAGUGGCGCCGGAUGCGGGCGGCGGCUGCUUGGCGUGCAGCAAUGGCGCCCCCAUGGUUGCUGUCCAGAUGAGUGACGUCUGGGCCGCACUGGUCAAGAGCCAGGCGCUGUGCAUCUUCCUCGUCGCCUACACGCUCUCCUACGCCAUGAGGCUGCUCAUCACGCAGGACCUCCUGCUGACAAAGACGUGCCUGUAUAACUUAGGCUUGGAGCCCUCGCUGUGCGCCAACUUCAGCAACUUCUCGGACACGAAGAACGCCAUCGAGCGGGUGGCCAACAACUACUCGCUCUUCAUCCUGCUCGUGCAGCUCACACCCGCCGCGCUCCUCUCCAUCUUCCUCGGGCCCUGGUGCGACAAGUACGGCCACAAGCUGCCGAUUUUUCUAGCCACGCUGGGCGGCAUCCUGCAGGACCUGGGUACCAUCUACACCGUGGUGAACAUGCGCGCCCCCAUGUACCUGAACGUUCUGUGCAGCCUGCCCAACGGCUUCAGCGGGGGCCUCGUCUGCGUGCUCACCGCCGUGUGCAGCAACGCGUCGCUCAGCACGUCCGGCAGCAUGCGCACCCUGCAGUUCCUCAUCAUCCUCAUGUCGGCCAUGGUCGGGCUCGCCUUCGGACAGUUCAUGGCGGGCCAGAUUUUCCGCGCCGGGGGCUACCUGCCGGUGUUCAUCGUGUCGGCGAGCCUGCUGCUAGCGUCGCUCGCCUGGGUGGUCGUCAUGCUCAAGAACCCCGCCGAGGCCGAGAAGAACUCGUGGCAGGCCAUGCUCGGCGAUCUGAUGCAGCCGCGCAACUUCAUCGACGGCCUGCUCGUGUGCGCCCGCCGGAGGCCCAACCGAGGCCGCGCCCAGAUCCUGUUGCUCAUGAGCGCCAUGUGCACCAUCCUGUUCGUGUCGGAAGGGACGCGUGGCAUCAACUUCUUCUACGCCAAGAAAAUGUACGACUGGGACGUGAGCAAGUACUCGGACAUCAACUCGGGCUUCCUCCUGUUCCGCAUGGUGAGCGUCUCGGUGUUCGUGGUGGGGGCCAAACUGUUGCUGCGCCUCUCGGACUGCACCAUCGCCUUCAUCGGCGUCUGCUGCGGCAUCCUGCAGGGAAUCAGCUCUGGGGUGGCCACCAACGAAGUUCUGUUCUAUGUGAGCUAUGUUCUGGGCACCCUGGAGGCAUCGGCACCCAUCGGCAUCAAGUCGCACGCGUCUAAACUCCUGAACCGAGACGAAACUAGUAAGGGAGCGAACACGUCGCUCCCAGGUGUUCUCGGUGUGGAUCGCCGUGGAGGCGCUGACGCCCAUCGUGGCCUCGGUGUUCGGCUCGCAGGUGUACAACGCCUGCAUCAGCUUCUACCCGGGCCUGCCCUACUUCGUCUACGUGCUCUUCGAGAUCUACCCACUCGCCUCAGUCGUGUACGCGCGCUUCUUGGUGGAUUACGCGCACUAGCAGCGCGUUCGAGGCUCUAG